Messenger RNA from Fukomys damarensis (Damara mole-rat), 908 nucleotides. RefSeq names its product vestigial like family member 1 (gene Vgll1). The coding region runs from base 60 to 908 and encodes 282 amino acids. The transcript has 5 exons. Gene Ontology annotation, biological process: regulation of transcription by RNA polymerase II. NCBI's taxonomy places the organism in Eukaryota, Metazoa, Chordata, Mammalia, Rodentia, Bathyergidae. The record is from RefSeq and is a predicted model, not a curated record. Gene Ontology annotation, cellular component: nucleus.
CCUGCCUCAGCCUCUCGAAUAGCCAGGACUACAGCUAUCACCUGCGUUGUUCUCUCAGAAUGGAAGAGAUGAAGAAGACCGACACCCAACUGCCCACGAGUAGGCAGAAGCCUAUAAAGACUGAAUGGAAUUCCAGGAGUGUCCUUUUCACCUAUUUCCAGGGGGACAUCAGCAGUGAAGUGGAUGAGCACUUCUCCAGAGCUCUGAGUAAUAUUAGGCGGCCCCAGGAAUUGAGCCCCUCGAGCCAGAAUGAAGAAGUGAUCCUGAAGAAUGAUAGUGACAUGCCUCCGAAUCACUGGCGUUUCUCUUCUCCAUGGACAAAGCCACAGCCGGAAGCAUCCCUUGCCACUCCUGCCACCACCAGCAGAUUGAGCGUGUGUGAUCCCAUGGCUGUGGAUCACUACCCGCUGGCCCUGCCUGAGACCUCCUCUGCUCAGCCUAGGGAGCUGUGGCAUUUCCCUUCUCUGGCAACCCCCAGCUCCCCAGAGCCUGGCUACUCUCAAGCAUUUCCUGGUGGGCACCUGGUUCCAGGGCCUCACCCUACUAGGAAAUGUGAGCCCUUCCUAAGUUUCCUCCAGCAGGACAGAUGCUUAACUUGUCCUCCAGAAACGGCCAUGAGAGAAGAUUACAACCCCGUCCAGAUAGCUGGAAGCACAGGACUACUCUUCAACCUGCCUCCCAGCUCAGUCCACUGUAAAAAAGUAUAUGUCUCUCCAAGUCAUGGACCUGUCAGCCCUGGGCUUGCCAAUGAAAGUAGGGAAGGCAGUGGUUGGGAUUUCAUGAUGACCCCCUGCUGGUCGUGGUCCAUUGGCCUCCCAGCUAUCCUUCCUGAACCCUACCGGAUGAGCACCCCACCAGGAGCCUUCACCUUUGCCAUUGCUGAUACCCUGAUUCACACCAAUCCCUAG